This is a messenger RNA of Cinclus cinclus, 1038 nucleotides long. RefSeq names its product heparan sulfate-glucosamine 3-sulfotransferase 5 (gene HS3ST5). Gene Ontology annotation, molecular function: [heparan sulfate]-glucosamine 3-sulfotransferase activity. The transcript is spliced from 2 exons. The record is from RefSeq and is a predicted model, not a curated record. Bases 1 to 1038 code for a protein of 345 amino acids. Lineage: Eukaryota; Metazoa; Chordata; Aves; Passeriformes; Cinclidae.
AUGCUAUUCAAACAGCAGGUGUUGCUGAGACAGAAGCUCUUUGUGUUAGGCAGCCUUGCUAUUGGAAGUCUCCUAUAUCUAGUUGCCAGAGUUGGGAGUUUGGAUAGACUGCAGCCCCUCUGCCCCAUCGAUGGUCGUUUUGGACCCCGCGGCCAGGACGAAAUCCCAUUGCGAGCCCUGCAGUUCAAGCGAGGUCUGCUCCAUGAAUUUCGAAAGGGCAAUGCCACCAAGGAACAAAUUCGACUGCACAAUCUGGUUCAGCAGCUUCCCAAGGCCAUUAUCAUUGGUGUGCGGAAAGGAGGCACCCGAGCACUAUUGGAGAUGCUGAACCUCCACCCUGCAGUGGUCAAAGCUUCUCAAGAGAUUCACUUCUUUGACAAUGAUGAAAACUAUGCCAAGGGCAUUGAGUGGUACCGGAAAAAAAUGCCUUUUUCUUACCCUCAUCAAAUAACAAUUGAGAAAAGCCCUGCGUAUUUUAUCACCGAGGAAGUACCUGAAAGGAUUUACAAAAUGAACUCAUCUAUCAAAUUAUUGAUCAUUGUCAGGGAACCUACCACAAGAGCUAUUUCUGAUUACACUCAGGUGCUGGAAGGCAAGGAAAGAAAGAACAAAACUUACUACAAAUUUGAGAAGCUGGCUAUUGAUCCUAAUACCUGCGAAGUGAACACUAAGUAUAAGGCAGUGAGAACCAGCAUCUACACAAAACAUCUGGAGAGGUGGUUAAAAUACUUCCCAAUCGAGCAGUUUCAUAUCGUGGACGGAGACCGGCUCAUCACAGAACCACUGCCAGAACUCCAGCUGGUUGAGAAGUUCCUAAAUCUUCCUCCGAGGAUAAGUCAGUACAAUUUAUACUUCAAUGCCACCAGAGGGUUUUACUGCUUGCGAUUUAACAUUGUCUUUAACAAGUGCCUGGCGGGUAGCAAGGGACGCAUCCAUCCAGAGGUGGAUACCUCUGUCAUUACCAAAUUGCGCAAGUUCUUCCAUCCUUUUAAUCAAAAAUUUUACCAGAUCACAGGGAGGACAUUUAACUGGCCCUAA